Molecule: messenger RNA, 2574 nt
Organism: Anopheles cruzii
Lineage: Eukaryota; Metazoa; Arthropoda; Insecta; Diptera; Culicidae
Gene: TM9SF4
Product: transmembrane 9 superfamily member 4
Exons: 8
Coding region: 143-2047 (634 amino acids)
Biological process (GO): protein localization to membrane
Cellular component (GO): membrane
Source: RefSeq, a predicted model, not a curated record
CAUGUAAUUUCUCAAUGUAAUAAGUUUUGUUUAGUUGCACACACUGGAGAAAAGUGCAAGUGAAAUUAGGGCCAUUUUUUGUGUGGUUUGUUGCAAUUUUCCGAUGAAUUCGUCGUUUGCCUGAAGCAGCACGCCAUACGCCAUGGAACUGCAGGUACAAGGAUGGGUCAUGCACCGGCUGUUGCUGGCGCUGACCUUGCUCCAGCUGGCUGGCAACUCGGUCGCAUUCUACGUUCCCGGAGUGGCGCCGGUGGAGUUUAAGAAGGGGCAGAAAAUUGACGUGAAAGCUGUGAAAAUGACCAGCACCCACACUCAGCUUCCGUACGAAUACUACUCUCUGCAGCUGUGCCUCCCGAAGAACGGGACGGUCGUGUACAAGAGUGAAAAUCUGGGCGAAGUUCUGCGCGGUGAUCGGAUCGUGAACACUCCGUACGAGGUGCGGAUGGCGGAAAACAUCCAGUGCAAGUUGCUGUGCAAUUCGAAGGAUCGACCAAUGAACUGGGACCACGAGCAAUCGGCCAAGGUGACCGAACGGAUACGGCACGAGUACUUUGUGCAUCUAAUCAUCGACAACCUUCCUGUGGCUACCAAGUUUGUCAACCCGGACACGAUGGAGCUACAGUUCGAGCAUGGCUACCGACUGGGGCAGAUGAAUGGCCCGAACCUUUACAUCAACAAUCAUCUACGAUUCCGACUGUUUUAUCAUCUCCACAGCGAAAACCAAUACCGGGUCGUUGGCUUCGAGGUGGAGACGCUGUCGAUUAAUAAGAAUUCUCUCAGCUUCGACGGCGAUACCUGUAUCUUUCCGGACAAUCCGAAACCACAGGCGGUCACACCAAACGGCCGCACGGAGCUGUUUUUCACCUACUCGGUCGUCUGGCAGGAAUCGUCGGUGAAGUGGGCCUCCCGUUGGGACAUUUAUCUGGGCAUGAACGACGUGCAGAUCCACUGGUUCAGCAUCAUCAACUCGCUGGUGGUUGUUUUCUUCCUCUCCGGAAUAUUGACCAUGAUUAUGGUGCGUACGCUGCGGAGGGACAUCGCCAAGUACAACACGGACGACAGUAUAAGCAUUGAGGAUACGCUCGAGGAAACGGGAUGGAAGCUGGUGCACGGGGACGUCUUCCGACCACCCCGUCACCCGAGACUGUUUGCCGCGGUCAUUGGCAGUGGCAUACAGAUCUUUUUCAUGGCCCUCAUCACGAUCAUUAUCGCCAUGCUUGGCAUGUUGUCGCCCUCGUCCCGUGGGGCACUGAUGACGGCCGGUAUAAUGCUGUACGUGUUUAUGGGUCUGAUCGCCGGGUACUUCUCGGCGCGGCUCUACAAAACAAUGAAAGGACGCAACUGGGAGCGUGCCGCGUUCCUGACGGCCACCUUCUACCCGGGGCUCGUUUUUGGGACAUGUUUCUUCUUGAACUUCUUCAUCUGGGACAAAGACUCGAGCGGAGCCGUACCGUUCGGCACGAUGGUGGCACUGCUGCUACUGUGGUUUGGCAUCUCGCUGCCGCUGGUGUUUCUGGGGUACUACUUUGGCUACCGAAAGCAGGCCUACCAGCACCCGGUGCGCACGAACAUGAUCCCACGGCAGAUUCCGCACCAGCACUGGUACAUGAACGUGGUCCUGUGCGUCCUCAUGGCCGGCAUCUUGCCGUUCGGUGCCGUGUUUAUCGAACUGUUCUUCAUAUUCUCGGCGAUCUGGCAGAAUCAGUUCUACUAUCUGUUUGGGUUUUUGUUCCUGGUGUUUUGCAUUCUAGUCGUGAGCUGCUCGCAGAUAUCGAUCGUGAUGACGUACUUUCAGCUGUGUGCUGAGGAUUAUCGGUGGUGGUGGAGGAGCUUCAUCGUGUCCGGUGGUUCGGCCGUGUACAUACUGUUCUAUAGUAUAUUCUACUUCUUUACGAAACUCGAAAUAACGGAAUUCAUCCCCACGCUCCUCUAUCUGGGAUACACUGGACUCAUGGUUAUCACAUUCUACAUUCUGACCGGUACGAUAGGAUUCUUCGCUGCGUAUAGUUUUAUAAGGAAAAUCUAUGGAGCCGUUAAGAUUGACUAAAAGCCAGACUUAGGAAUUGACAAGACUGGAACGGCUGGACGGAAACACACAUCAUCAACCCCCCAACUAACUUAUCAGUGCAAAGGACACACGCGCGGGGCUUGUCGAGACCAUUGCGAACGAAGGGGGGAGGCCUCUUUAUUUUUCUCAACCGGACAACCCAACCCAACCCUUUGUUGUGAUACAGUACACCGAAUACCGGAUGCAAUUCAGUUAUUUUUUUUAGAUCGUAUAAGAGACUUCAAGGCGAGUGCACCGUACUCUCGGAACGCACCGGGCCAAGAACCAAGUGAAGUGACAAAGUGUGUGUUUGCUGUAAAACUGCGUGCCCGAAACCUAACCACGGGUUUCCGGCCUUCGUGAAAGCCGGUAGCUCCGAGGGAUGGAAUCAGAGUUAGUUCUCACUUGGCGGCUUUAUUUGUACGCUUUUAAACCCGUCUUUCAACUCAACGACAUGCGCUGAGGCUACGCAAUUUUAGUUAGAUGUAAAAUACACUACUAGUAAGUCAUUUCGCGGCGAAUGAAUA